This is a messenger RNA of Drosophila serrata, 1067 nucleotides long. RefSeq lists its product as uncharacterized. NCBI's taxonomy places the organism in Eukaryota, Metazoa, Arthropoda, Insecta, Diptera, Drosophilidae. The record is from RefSeq and is a predicted model, not a curated record.
GCCAUAAAAUGUCAAAGAAAAGCAUUUGCUUUUGUAAAACCAUCAGUUGUUGACGACAUUUCAGUCUGCCAAAUUGGCAUUAAGAGCCUGUUUUAUUAACCAAAUUUUUAAUUGCUACUAAUUGGUAGUGUUAUUUGUUUGCUGUAGGACUUUUUACCAAUGGAGGGUUUCGAGUAUGUGGUCAAUCCGCCAGUAUGGCCCACGGUUGGAUUUCUGAGAAAAAUCCGUAGGGAUUCUGAGGGUAACUUUGUUCGUGAAACUUUCACCACCGCCACUGAAAAGCAGAUCUUGGCGGGUCCAGCUAACUAUGAUAUUCCCUCAACUAUUGGUUUUAAGUACCCAUCGAAGGCUGGCUUUUCUGCCUUGGCUAAUAAGAUGCCACGCCUGCCCCCCUUCGUGGAGCUUGGCUAUCCCCCCGUCGGAACUUAUGCCACCGAUUUUCAAGGCACACAGCAUUCCUUUACCUUUAAAAAGGCGGUUGAGAAAGACCAAAAGUGGAUGACUCCGGGCCCCUCCACCUACACACGCCACCUUAAAUAUCCGGAUUCCCGUGUGGAAAUGGCUUUCGGCUCCCGCCGCAUCAUUUGGCCCUCGGUUCCGGUCUUUUGCAGUCCCUGGAAUCUAGUCCGGUGCUCGGUGUGCGGCGAGAAGCCGGUUGGUGAUUAUUUCCAUAAUUUUGGCAAUGAUCAGGAUAUGUGUAGGGUGUGCAUGCACGUUGCUGUGGAUGCCAUGAAGAAGUGUAGCCUCCAGGUGACGGAGCGAUUUAGCCGGCAGCAAAAGAUCAAGCAAUUUGUGCAUGCCCGUAACUGUGGCUUCUUCCAUAAUCAUGAUGGCACCAAUGCCACCAUUGAGAAGGAUACGCGCAAGGUCCUGCGGCAAAAGAUUCGCGUGGAGAACUAUCUCUAUAGAUUUGAUGCGAAGGAGGAGUAGAGUUUGAAAAUCAUAUUUGGAUGUGUAAACCAAGUAUCUUCCGAAUCAAAAUAACCAUUUUUCAAAGCAGAAGAAAUUGAAAACGUAUUUAAUGUUCAGAAACGUAUAUAAUAAAGGAAUGUUUCGAGCAGCUUUAA